UACUGACCUCAUUAGACAUCAGAGCUACCAUACUGGAGAGAAACCCUAUGAGUGUAUUAAAUGUGGAAAAGGUUUCACCCAGUUCCCUAACCUUAUUCAACAUUACGGAGUUCACACUGGAGAGAAGGCUUUUCAGUACAGUUAUUCUGGAAGAGACUUUAUUCAGAUCUCUAACCUUAUUCAACAUUACAGAGUUUAUACUGGAGAGGAGCCCUUUCAGUGCAAAGAUUGUGGAGGAGGCUUUUUUCAGAUCUCUAAGCUUACUCAGCAUCAGAGAAUUCAUACUGGUGGAGAGAAAUCUUAUGUGUGCAAUGAAUGUGGAAAAGCCUAUGUUCAGGGCUCAAAUCUUAGUCUGCAUCAGAGAAUCCACACAGGAGAGAAACCAUAUGAGUGUAGUGAAUGUGGGAAGGCCUUCAGGCAAAGCACCAAUCUAACUCAGCAUCUGAGAACCCAUAAUGGAGAGAAACCCUAUGAGUGUGGUGAAUGUGGGAAAGCCUUUAGACACACUUCACCCCUCAGUCAACAUUGUAGAAUUCAUACUGGUGUGAAACCCUAUGAGUGUAGUGCAUGGAAAGCCUUCAAAUGGAGUACUGACCUCAUUAGACAUCAGAGCUACCAUACUGGAGAGAAACCCUAUGAGUGUAUUAAAUGUGGAAAAGGUUUCACCCAGUUCCCUAACCUUAUUCAACAUUACGGAGUUCACACUGGAGAGAAGGCUUUUCAGUACAGUUAUUCUGGAAGAGACUUUAUUCAGAUCUCUAACUUUAUUCAACAUUACAGAGUUUAUACUGGAGAGGAGCCCUUUCAGUGCAAUGAUUGUGGAGGAGCCUUUUUUCAGAUCUCUAAGCUUACUCAGCAUCAGAGAAUUCAUACUGGAGAGAUACAUUAUGAAUGUAAUGAUUGUGGGAAAUCUUUUAGUGAGUGCUCAAUCCUUAUUGAACAUUACAGAAUUCAUACUGGAGAGAAAUCUUAUGUGUGCAAUGAAUGUGGAAAAGCCUUUGUUCAGGGCUCAAAUCUUAGUCCGCAUCAGAGAAUCCACAUAGGAGAGAAACCAUAUGAGUGUAGUGAGUGUGGGAAGGCCUUCAGGCAAAGCACCAAUCUAACUCAGCAUCUGAGAACCCAUAAUGGAGAGAAACCCUAUGAAUGUGGUGAAUGUGGGAAGGCCUUCAGGCAAAGCACCAAUCUAACUCAGCAUCUGAGAACCCAUAAUGGAGAGAAACCCUAUGAAUGUGGUGAAUGUGGGAAGGCCUUCAGGCAAAGCACCAAUCUAACUCAGCAUCUGAGAACCCAUAAUGGAGAGAAACCCUAUGAAUGUGGUGAAUGUGGGAAGGCCUUCAGGCAAAGCACCAAUCUAACUCAGCAUCUGAGAACCCAUAAUGGAGAGAAACCCUAUGAAUGUGGUGAAUGUGGGAAGGCCUUCAGGCAAAGCACCAAUCUAACUCAGCAUCUGAGAACCCAUAAUGGAGAGAAACCCUAUGAAUGUGGUGAAUGUGGGAAGGCCUUCAGGCAAAGCACCAAUCUAACUCAGCAUCUGAGAACCCAUAAUGGAGAGAAACCCUAUGAAUGUGGUGAAUGUGGGAAGGCCUUCAGACAAAGCACCAAUCUAACUCAGCAUCUGAGAACCCAUAAUGGAGAGAAACCCUAUGAAUGUGGUGAAUGUGGGAAGGCCUUCAGACAAAGCACCAAUCUAACUCAGCAUCUGAGAACCCAUAAUGGAGAGAAACCCUAUGAAUGUGGUGAAUGUGGGAAGGCCUUCAGACAAAGCACCAAUCUAACUCAGCAUCUGAGAACCCAUAAUGGAGAGAAACCCUAUGAAUGUGGUGAAUGUGGGAAGGCCUUCAGACAAAGCACCAAUCUAACUCAGCAUCUGAGAACCCAUAAUGGAGAGAAACCCUAUGAAUGUGGUGAAUGUGGGAAGGCCUUCAGACAAAGCACCAAUCUAACUCAGCAUCUGAGAACCCAUAAUGGAGAGAAACCCUAUGAGUGUGGUGAAUGCGGGAAAGCCUUUAGACACACUUCACACCUCAGUCAACAUCGUAGAAUUCAUACUGGUGAGAAACCCUGUGAGUGUAGUGCAUGUAGGAAAGCUUUUGGUGCACAAUCAACUCUUAUUCAGCAUCGUAAAAUUCACGCAGGAGAGAAAACUUACAGAUGCAGUGAAU
Messenger RNA from Galeopterus variegatus (Sunda flying lemur), 2162 nucleotides. Its product is annotated as zinc finger protein 850-like. Gene Ontology annotation, cellular component: nucleus. Lineage: Eukaryota; Metazoa; Chordata; Mammalia; Dermoptera; Cynocephalidae. The record is from RefSeq and is a predicted model, not a curated record. The transcript has 5 exons. The annotation marks the transcript as partial. Gene Ontology annotation, molecular function: DNA-binding transcription factor activity, RNA polymerase II-specific; RNA polymerase II cis-regulatory region sequence-specific DNA binding. Gene Ontology annotation, biological process: regulation of transcription by RNA polymerase II.